AUGUCAAUAAAAAGGUCAGAUGCUUUUCAAAAUCAAAUCAAAUCAAUCAAUAAUCGAUUCUAUUUGUAUUUAUCCAAAUGUCAAAAUGAUAUUUCAUGUGCGAAAACCUUCGCACUUGUCACUGGUACUGAUCAAGACAUAAUAACUGUUACAUUAGCAUUACAAAUGCUUUUUCUGACCAAUUUGACAAAUCCUCUAUGUACAACCAAUCUGGGAUUAAAUGAUUGGGAUUUAUUUGCUCUUAUCGCUAGUGAAAGUAUUGAACUUAUAUCUGCUCGUCCACUUGCUGCUAUAUUGAUUGCUCGUCUCUAUCGUUGUUCAAUUGAAGAUCAACGAAUUCUAUCUCGAGCAUUACCAAUUUUAAUUGCUUUGAUAGAAAAAUCGUUAGCACCAAGUUUAAUUGAUCCACCUGAUGUAUAUCCAGAUGAUGGAAAUGUUUUAAGUAUAACAACAGUGUGGAGCGAUUUUGUUGGAUUCACUCUAGAAGAAAAUUUCAAAACAAAUAUUACUUUUUUCAAUGAUUUUUGCAUUAAUAGUGCUGCUAUCAAUAAAUAUUAUUUAGCAUCUACAGGUCCAAUGCCAGUGUGUCGUGAAAUAGAACAUUGGAAAUACAAUUAUACCAUUCCGUCUGUAUUCAGUGAGAUUUUAUAUACGAAAAACCCUCGUUAUUGGGGACAAUUUCAAGUUAAUUCACAGAUUUUUCGAUCGAACAAAGACGGUGCAUUAUUAUUAAAUGGAGAUUUAGAUUAUAAUUCACCAAUGUAUUCAGCACAACAAACACAAAUAUGGUUUCAAUCUGAACAUAUACCUACAAAACUGAUUGAAAUGAAAGGUUUGACUCAUGUCACUAGUGUACAAUCGUAUACGAAACAAGGUGGAUUUCAAUCAACAACAUGUACAGAUCAAAUUGUUGUUCAAUUAUUGUAUCAAAACGAGUUGAAUUUAAAUUUAGACACGAUAGAUUAUACGUGUAGUUCGAAAGAAAAUUUAAUUGGUAUAGAUUGGUUGUAUUCGAAUCCGAUUGUCAAUCAAACAUUGUAUACACUAUUUGGUAAUUCAACUACAAACUAUUGGGGAACAAAUACAACAGUAAAAGGAUUAACUAAACGAAGAAAAAAACCCACCGUAAAUCAAUCUGAAAAAUUUUAUGCCGAACGCAUGUACUUACACAAUUGA
Molecule: messenger RNA, 1176 nt
Organism: Rotaria socialis
Lineage: Eukaryota; Metazoa; Rotifera; Eurotatoria; Philodinida; Philodinidae
Source: the annotation of a GenBank genome assembly